Mollisia scopiformis is the source of this 2875-nucleotide messenger RNA. RefSeq lists its product as uncharacterized. Gene Ontology annotation, biological process: cytoplasmic microtubule organization; spindle assembly; microtubule nucleation. The coding region runs from base 90 to 2798 and encodes 902 amino acids. The record is from RefSeq and is a predicted model, not a curated record. Gene Ontology annotation, molecular function: gamma-tubulin binding; microtubule minus-end binding. Gene Ontology annotation, cellular component: gamma-tubulin small complex; centrosome; equatorial microtubule organizing center. NCBI's taxonomy places the organism in Eukaryota, Fungi, Ascomycota, Leotiomycetes, Helotiales, Mollisiaceae. The transcript is spliced from 2 exons.
CAACGCGUCUGCCACAACAGUAAAUGAAUUUAUACUCAUAAACUCAUAAAACACAAGGAAUCUUCUACCUUGACUAGGACAAUGUCAAUAUGUCUUCACGCAGUCAACGUGUCAAUAAUGGCAUCAAUUCCCUAGUGCGACGGCUUAUGGUUGAGAUCCCCGGAGAGGAUCCCGCUGCUGCAGAGGAAAGAGAAAAUGAUGCUUUGGAUUUUGUGAGAGAGAGCUUGGAGAAUUCGACUGCCCCAGCUGUCGUCGCAGAUGUCAACCAAGCUUCAGACCUGAUUAAGAAACGAUUAAUACAAACAAACCCGAGCCCUGACAAAGCUCUACGGUUCACACACCUCUACAGCCGACUCCUCUCCAUCCCCGUCAUCACACAGAAAUGGGCUGUUCUGUACUUCCUAUAUCAACUCAGCGACCAGCAACAGAGAACACCACCGAUUUUGACGAGUCCCUUCAAGAGUCCAGUGAAGAAUGUUCGGGGACGGAGAAAUAUUGAGGAUGUGAUACCAGGCUCACCUAGUUAUGGAUCGAGGAGAAAGGAGGAGACGCCUGCAGAUUCAUUUGCGCCCGAGGGUCUGAAAAGACUCCCAGAACGAGAAGGUGGGCAGCGGGACAGGAAAGACGAAGAGCAAGCCUUUGCAAAAUCAGUGGCUGCACAGCGUGAGAACGUCGCUCUCAAGACAGCCCUUCUGUCAGAAAACUACGUCGAGAUUGAUCCACCCGAGACGGCCCUGUUAAGAGACCUACCUUUCACCCUCCAAGGCUUGUCAUCUAGCCAUCUUCCAUUCUCCUCGGAAUCAACGCUGAAGCUACCGUCGACCUUACCCGUACCCAUUGUUUCUAUUCUUCACACUCUGGCGGAGCCAUCUUUACUUUACCGAGGUCUGGCAACCUUCACUCAAUCUCCAGGUGGUGGGCUGCUAGGUCAGAGCUUACGAGCCGCUAUCGGCGGCGAAUUAAGAUCGUAUCUUGGCUUGGUAGCUACUUUAGAGGGUCAGAUUCGACGAGCUUUGGCUUCCCUUGACGAGACAGAACCAAGAGGUGGCAUUGGAAAAGCUGGAGUCACUCUGAAGAGAUGCGUUGUCUGGACUCGUGAGGCAACGAUGGGUCUUCGAUUGAUGAGUCUGAUCAGCGAGGAAUCUAAGAGUAAAAAAGGAGGACAACUGAUCUCUCUCAUCCAUGGCUUCUCUUCAUCUCAUGGUGAUCCAAUGGUUGGGGCAUUUGCUGAGCGACUUCUUGUUCACGUCACCCGCCCAUUCUACGAUAUGCUACGGCAGUGGAUCUAUGAUGGGGAACUGUUGGAUCCAUACCAUGAGUUCUUUGUGUCAGAGCAAGAUCCCCUUGCAAUCAAUGACACUACGGACGGCAGGCAUCGCGGAGUGGCAAGUAGUGUCUGGGAGGAUAAGUACAAGCUAAAUGAGGAUAUGGUCCCCAGUAUCAUCACACAAGAUUUCGCCCAGAAGGUCUUUCUAAUCGGAAAAUCUCUGAACUUCAUUCGUUAUGGAUGCGGUGAUUCUCAGUGGGUUGAAGAAUACUCAAAGGCUGCGUCAAAAGAGUUGAGAUAUGGAGACACUGCAACCCUCGAAACCUGGAUUGACGAGGCUUACAAAACCACCAUGGCUCGUCUCAUCCAUCUUAUGUCUGAGAAAUUCCACCUAUUCGAGCAUUUGAAAGCGCUGAGAAAUUAUAUCCUUCUGGGUCAAGGCGAUUUCAUUGCACUUCUAAUGGAAUCACUAUCCUCCAACCUGGACCGACCAGCUGGCGCACAAUACCGCCACACUCUUACAGCACAGCUUGAACACGCUAUUCGAGGGUCGAACGCCCAGUACGAUUCCCCUGAAGUUCUUCGCCGCUUGGAUGCUAGAAUGCUUCAAUUGUCACAUGGAGACAUUGGUUGGGACUGCUUCACGUUGGAGUAUAAAAUCGAUGCCCCGGUAGACGUUGUGGUGACCGAGUGGGGUAAUCGACAAUAUCUUAAAGUCUUCAACUUCUUGUGGCGAAUAAAGCGUGUCGAAUUUGCUUUAGCUUCGACUUGGCGGAAGUGUAUGACUGGGUCAAGAGGUGUACUUCAAGGAGAAGAUGAAAACGUCACCAAGGCUUGGAAGCUCACAAGAGGCGUACUUGCUGAGAUGAUUCACUUCAUUGGACAGCUUCAGUUCUAUAUCUUGUUCGAGGUCAUCCAAACAUCAUGGGAGGAACUUCAGACUGCUAUUAAAAAGGAAGGAUGCACAUUGGACGAUAUCAUAAAAGCGCACACUAAAUUUUUGAACGCAAUCACUCACAAAGGUCUCCUUGGUGCGAAGAAGAAAAAGGAAACGGAUGAGAAUACCUUCAUGGUCCAACUAGGCGACAUUUUGAGGCUGAUGCUAAGCUAUCGGGAUGCAGUAGAUGGAUUGUAUAGCUGGGCCGUAUCUGAUUUCACCAAACGGCAAGGUGCAGACGUACGCAGCGACUCUCAAGGCCGACGGGACGAUGAUGACGGCCUAUCGAUCAAUACGCCAGCUACUACUCGACGUGGACCACGCCAUCUUCCUGAUUCUACACCAGCUUUGGGCUCAGACGAGUCUAUUGUCGACGAAUUCCCUGUUCUGCAAGAAAGAUUACAGGCUUUGGGGAAGCAUUUCAAGUCAAAAGUGUGUGUGUUGUUGGGUGAUUUGCUAUUGCAGCACGAUCAAGAUAUGAGAUUUUUGGGCAUGACUAUGAAUUUUAAUGAUGUGUAUGUACCUUCUACCAAGAAGAAGGCACCGGUCAGACAAUCGGCGAGGGAACAAAGUAAGAGUUCGGCGAAAGCAUGAUACCAAUUCUGUAAAUAUGGGUACUAGGUGGAUAUUGGCGUUGCCAGCAAUGGAAUAAGAAUGAUGAGAUAUGACAC